UCCUUGGAACACCACAAGUUCCCUGACGAUGCCAUCAUACCGCAAGCCACCUACGAACAACGAUUCUAGCAUGGGAGGUGAUGAGCAGAAAGCUGAGGCUAGCGAGGGGUCCCCAGAGAUCUGGAAUUUCUGGGCUCUUACACCCAGUGCCCGGAUGUCACAGCUUUGGUGAAUGCCACCCCUUGCAACAGCCAAAACAAGACGUGCCACUGAACCCUCCCUUGCGACGGCCAAGGGAAGACCUGCCACUGAACCCUCCACUUGUGCUCGGGACCACUACACCCUUGAUGUUGUUCCAAGAUGCAUUUGCAGUCCUGAAUGACUUCUGUGGAAAUCUUUGCACCAAGAUACCGUCCGGCCACCGGCAUAUGUACCCCUACUACAAGAGAGCUGUAUGCAACUCUGAGGACUUGCUUGCGACGUUCGAAACCGUCGUUCGUGUGGCGGAUUACAUGGCUGUGUAA
This is a messenger RNA of Rhipicephalus microplus (southern cattle tick), 464 nucleotides long. RefSeq lists its product as uncharacterized. NCBI's taxonomy places the organism in Eukaryota, Metazoa, Arthropoda, Arachnida, Ixodida, Ixodidae. The record is from RefSeq and is a predicted model, not a curated record.